Messenger RNA from Daphnia pulicaria, 3172 nucleotides. Its product is annotated as FHIP family protein v1g243165-like. The coding region runs from base 128 to 2932 and encodes 934 amino acids. Lineage: Eukaryota; Metazoa; Arthropoda; Branchiopoda; Diplostraca; Daphniidae. The transcript has 12 exons. The record is from RefSeq and is a predicted model, not a curated record.
UUUAUGUUUACAGAAUGGCGUCAAGUCAAUUUCUACUUGUGGAUAAAAAAAGAUAAAAAAAAACCUUAUCAGGAGUAGACACGAUAAAUACAUACUGUGAAUGGGAUAGCGGGGUUUCGAGUUGAAGAUGAAUUUCAUUCGGAACAAUUUCACUGGAAGUUUUAGAAGAAGACAAGAAAAUGUAAUUGAAAACCGAGACAGUUCUCAAAUCAAUCGUGGAGAUGAUAGCGAUGCUUGUUUUGAAACGUACCGGCACCAUUGUACACAAUUGGAAGAAACUAUCUCUAGCUAUAAUAGAAGAAUGGUCCCCGCUGAUGACUUUGAACUCAUCAUUAUUAGUCAUUUAGAACACUUGGUGAAUUUAGUAGGCAAAGAUGUUGAAACGAGAAGAUCUAUUUCAGGACCUUCUGCUUGCCUAGAUCAUUUUCUCAGCAAAAACAUCAUUUCAACAGUUUGUAAUUGGAGCCUUGAAAAUGAUCAUGAUGGCCUGUUAAUUGCUAUAGCAGGGGCAAUUGAUGCAAUAUUAGCUGCAGCCAAGAAAGUUGAUAAAGAUUUGGAACUAUUGAGAAAUCCAAGUUUUCAUCUACCAAUCAGCCAAUUAUUUAAAAGAUAUGAAGUUGAAAAAGUGUCUGGCAAAUGUGUUUCUGCCAAAAUUGAAGCCUUACUUGUCUCAAUAUCCUACUAUGUCUGUGUCUUUAUUGUGAGGGAACCAUCAUACUUGGAUUUGUUUUAUGAUAUUGCUACCAUUGCAGUUGAGCCAAAGUUUCCCUUGAUGACCUUAUUAAUCUGCAAUUUGCACAAAUGUGGAGCCCAAGGCCAAACCUCUCGAGAUAAUUUAAAGUUGUUGAUGGCACUUGCAAAAGAACACCAGUUGUUAGCCCAAUUUAUAGCUUUACAUUCAGAUUUAUGCCCUAUUGUUGCAACUGGGUUAAGUGCGGUAUUCUCUGAUUUACCCCGUCCAUUACCUGGCCACAUAGAAAAAGCGGGAAUGCUGUCAGCCAUGGAUAUUGAAUCGUUGAAAGAAGUGGAAAAUUUUGUAACAUCUUUAGAAUUUUGCGACUCGGUCCUGGAAACAUCAUCUUGGCUUAUUGUCAAUAGAUUACUGGACAUGUGCUAUAAAGGCUUCCUUGUUCCUGUUCUUGGUCCUGCACUUUUUCAGGAUUCGACAGGACUCAGCGUUAAGUUACUCGACUCGCCUUUAAAUGUGAACACCAUGAAGGAAAUAUUUGCCGCGACAUGCUACCUGACUCUCAUGAUUCGUAGGAUUCGUAAUCGGGGUCUGAUCGGCAUCUUCAUUCGCUUUCUUUUUGUUAACACUCACGAAGAACAGCCCAUUAUAGACUAUCUCAUCAAACGAAUGUCAGCAGAAACAGAACUUCGGCUGGCAACCUUAAACCUCUUCUAUGCCUUAGUCGAAUUGAAUUGCGAAGAUGUUAUGUUAGUUUUAGCUAUGCGACAUCUUUUACCGUGUACACAUGUCAUGUUGUCACAGAGGGGUGAUAUCUUACAGGAAAGUGAUACAAACUGCUUGUGGGCGGCCAAAUUUCUUUCCCUAGUGCCAAUCGCGUGUAAUGCUCCUGCCUUAGACAGAAAGAGAGUCGCAGACCUUGAGCGGAAUUCCCAUGAAUCUGAACCUCUUUCUCGAUUACGUAGCUGGUCAAGAACGAACAAUGAUACGGGUGAAAGGAGUUAUGGUCAUCUAUCAUUUACAACAAGUGAGAAAAAACUAGCACUCAGUGAGCAAAUCAUUUCGAAUGAUUGCGUGUCCUCUGAUUUGGAUUUUACCCGUUUUCAAAGAUAUCUUAAAGAUCAGUUCAAUCAGAUUGGUCCAUGUGUAGACGCAGUUCGAUGUUGGACGUAUCGGUACAACGGUUCAAGUCCACCGAUUAAAGAAGCCAUUGGCAUGCUUUAUAACUCGUCAGAGCUUGAAGAACCCAUUAGGUGUACGGGUGCAAGCUCUCAAGUGCUAAACCUGCCAGAGAAACAAGCUGAUCAAAAGGCUUCUUCCCCUUCUUCUGAGUACCCGUUAGUUGAUCCCGCCGACAUUUACAUGUACUGUAUGGAACAGUUGACAACGUGCUUGAGUGAAAUGAAGUCGAAUUCGGCUUCACCUGGACAAAGCAGUGGAUACUACAGUAUUAAUUGCAACUUGCAACCAAAUGACUUGUUGAAAGAAGAGACCACCUUUUUCUCCAAAGAAGUCCAAGAUGAUCUGGAAUUUUGGUCUUUAAUGCGGGACGACGAUUUCGAUUCUACACCGAUUGUUACCCCUGUGGUCCGUUUGGACCAAACAUUUAUAUACCAGCCAAACUUACCAUCCAUCGGGCCAUUCUUGGAAAAUUUAGUCAAAUCCAUCGACGGAUGGCUUAGUAAUAGCAUUGAAGUGAACAUUGCAUUGUGUUCUAUUUUGUCCCGUCUUGCUACUUAUUCUCAUCCGCUGUUGAGAUCUCUCAUACUGAACCCGUACCUCAUCUUACAACCUAGCAUUCCAAGUCUUGCUGUUUGUAUUGCCACAUUAAAACAGCGUAUCGAUAGUGCUCUGAAGGUUCAUGAAAAUCAAGAAAAACUGAUGGAGGAGGCUAGGUUGGCCUUACAGGCUCGCUUGUCACGUGCUGCGCUACAGGUUACGAGAGAUCCCAUCAGCAAAGAAAGGAAGCACAAACCUUCAAAAUUCGCCGGAAUUUUCAAUUCUUUUGUUCGUAAAGAUGUGACGGAUUCAAUUAAAGAAGAAGAUUCUGAACGUUAUCAUCUUGGCAGUAAUAAUCACCGCCAGUCUUUCCGGUCCGAGAAUUCAGAAAAUAGUGAUCCUAUUGGGAACCACGUUGCUAUGUGCGCCGUUCUACUUGAAGAAUGGUUACUUGAACUAGCUGCGCUGUGUAUGGAGCAAGCUGUCCAAUUCACCCCAUUUACCAUCCCCCUUACGCUAUUAUAAAAUCGCAAUACUUGGUUCAUUGUAACUUUAAAGCAAAAUUUUCUUCCCGAGAAUUGGUUUGCUGGUUUACAUAGUUUCCCUUCGUAUUGGCUUUGGUUAUCGAAUUUUUAUGAAAUGAAAUCUUACAGUGAGUGCAUAUAAUUGUAUUCUUUUCCCUAUGAGUAACGGACCUGUCAACAUGAUUUUGGAAAUAAGGGCAUAAAUUUUAUUGAAGAACUGUUAUUACACUAAUUGAGAGAU